Molecule: messenger RNA, 2605 nt
Organism: Tripterygium wilfordii
Lineage: Eukaryota; Viridiplantae; Streptophyta; Magnoliopsida; Celastrales; Celastraceae
Product: wall-associated receptor kinase-like 14
Exons: 4
Coding region: 279-2348 (689 amino acids)
Biological process (GO): protein phosphorylation
Molecular function (GO): ATP binding; protein kinase activity
Source: RefSeq, a predicted model, not a curated record
UAGUAAAAUCUUCCACAAUAAUUGCCUGCUGACUGUAAAGAUAUUCUUCAUCUUCAAAUGAGCAUUCCUGUAAAUUCCACUCUCUCCUUCCCCUGCCAUGUAAUUUACGUUCCCUGCUCAUUAAAAAUACAGAGUCUCUCAAUGACUACUUCAUUUCAUUACUCAAAAAGAGCUCUCCAGGUUUAACUUUUCUCUGGGUUUGUCUCUUUUUCGAGGAUUGAAUUGGAGAUUUGCUGAACCAUUGAAGACAAGUUAAGGGAAGGUGUUGCCUUCACGAAAUGAGUCUUCGUCUCCAACCAACAAUUUUCGUGUUCGUUAUUUCAAUUUUCUGGGUUACUUUAAUCGGAGCUCACAGCUGCAGUAAUUCCUGUGGAACAGGAAAAUCUGCUAAGUCCGUACCAUACCCAUUUGGGUUCUCUUCUGGUUGCCUGAUCCGAUUGAACUGUAGCUCCGGCGCAGUCAAAAUCGAAAAUUUUGAUGUCCUGAACAUUACCCCCAACGGCAUCCUAGUCCAUCUCCCGCAGAAUUGCCGCCGACCCAUCAACUCAAUUAAGCCGCUUUUUGGUAGUAAUUACGCUCUGGCAAGGCAGAACAGUCUGCUUUUCCAAAAUUGUAUUGGUUCGUUUAAUACGUGUGUUAUUCCGACGAGUAUGAUCAGUCCCCAAUUCGACUUACAGAGAUGCAAUUCUAAUAAAAACAACGUCACUAGCUGCGUCUCUCCGGAGGUUAAUAAGGGAAUUGAUGUAUUGAGUUACGAGACCGUGAACAGGACUCCGUGCGCGGUCUUGUUCUCUUCGUUCUUGUUCUCUUCGAUUUCCUUUGACUCGGAGUACUCGCUCCAGUUUCAGAGGAUUGAGUUGGGAUGGUGGCUUAAUGGGCCGUGUUCUGCUGCUAAACAUUGUCACCGAAAUGCACAUUGCACGAAUAUUACGCUCUCCAAUGGUAACGGGUACAGAUGCCGGUGUAAACCAGGUUUUGAAGGUGAUGGGUUCGCCGACGGCGAUGGUUGUCGGAAAAAUUGCAAUUCUUCAAAGUAUAUGGUAGGCCAAUGUGGACGAAUUACUAAAGUUGGUGUUCUUGUUGGAGGAAUUGUUGCUGGAGCUGUGUCAAUGAUUCUUCUGGGUAUUGCAUGUUUUUUUAUCCGCCAUCGAUUCACCUUGAAAGAUCAACUAAGAGCAAAACGCCUUAUAUGUGAAGCUGCUGGCAAUUCUAAUGUUCCAUGUUAUCCAUAUAAGGAAAUUGAAAGAGCCACCAAUUUCUUCUCGGAGAAACAAAUGCUGGGAACUGGUGCCUAUGGUACAGUUUAUGCAGGAAAACUCCACGACGAGUGGGUUGCUGUCAAGAUGUUCAGACAUAGAGAUACCGGUAGCAUUGAUCAAGUCAUGAAUGAAAUUAAGCUCCUUUCCUCUGUGAGCCAUCCAAAUCUAGUCCGCCUCUUAGGUUGCUGUGUAGAGGAAGGCGAGCCAAUUCUUAUCUAUGAAUUCAUGCCUAAUGGGACACUUUCUCACCAUCUACAAAGAGAACGAGGCAAAGGGCUUCCAUGGACGAUACGGCUUACCAUUGCAGCUGAAACUGCUAAUGCUAUUGCCUAUCUCCACUCUGCUGUAAACCCACCAAUUUACCACCGAGAUAUCAAAUCCAGCAAUAUACUCUUGGAUUACAACUACAACUCAAAGGUAGCAGAUUUCGGUCUUUCCAGACUUGGUAUGACUGAAUCAUCCCUCAUCUCAACGGCCCCACAAGGGACUCCAGGCUAUCUUGAUCCUGAAUAUCAUCAAUACUUCCAUCUAUCAGAUAAAAGCGAUGUCUACAGUUUCGGGGUAGUUCUUGUCGAGAUCAUAACUGCAUUGAAAGUGGUCGAUUUCUCUCGUCCUCACAGUGAGGUGAAUUUGGCUGCACUUGCUGUUGAUAGGAUUGGGAGCGGUUGUGUGGAUGAAAUCAUAGAUCCAUACGUUGAACCACAUAGGGAUGCUUGGACUCUCUUGUCUAUUCAUAACGUGGCCGAACUGGCAUUUAGAUGUCUUUCAUAUCAUAGGGACAUGAGGCCAACUAUGAUGGAAGUGGCAGAAGAGCUUGAACAGAUAAGACUUAGCGCAUGGGUUCCUGCAUCACCGGCAGCAUCCUCUUGCUCAUUCUCUGACCAUGGAAGCGAGGCAUCAAUGGGAGGUAUGUCUGUGAAGGAGUCGGCGGUAGGCAAUAUGAGACUGGUUCUUCUACCUAGAGCAACUGAAUGUCUGCAUCCGCUAGAGGAAGUGAAGGAAAGGUCUCCCGUUUCGGUGCACAAUCCUUGGCUAAGUGAACAGAGUUCAGCUUCAACAAACAGUUUGUUGAAUAAUAUAAUUCAAUGACCUCAAAGCUGCUGCUCUCGGGUAAUCGGCCUCGUACAGUUUUGUGAAUAUGGUCGAGGUCUAUAAGUCUAUUAAAGUUUCUGUCAUGUCUCAUUGCUUAUAGAAUCUCUUACAUGCAUUCUGUAUUCUUAAACGUAUCCAGUCUUGAUAUUGAUAGUGUUACAUGCAAAAGAUGUAGCAGUUAAAGAUACAGAUCUAAUAUAUAUAUAUAAAGUGAGAAUUUUAGCUGAUGGUUGCUAUAACUUCCUGGAAAUGUC